AACAUGGACGUUUUCGUCGGCUGUUGGAAACUGGUCAAGCAGGACAACUACGAUGCAUACCUGAAAGCUCUGGGUGUUGGUGAUAAACCAAGAGACGUGGAAAAAUCGGCCACCAAGGUGCUGAAGAUCCAGCUGGAGAAAGAUCUGGUGGUGAUCAACAACAGGACCAACGAGGAGUUCUCAGAAAUCUGGUUUAAACUGGGCGAGGUCUUCCUGCACGACACCCUGCACAGCAGACAGUGCAAAACGAGUUAUAAGCUGGAGGGUAACAAGCUCGUUCACACCCAUCAGUGGGACGGAAAGGAAGCGAAGAUCGUCUAUGAGAUCAAGGACAAGAGUCUGAUCUCGACCUUAACGUUUAAAGACGUCAAAGCCGUCAACACUUACGAGAAGAUCUGAAAGGAUGGACAUCCCAUAAUUCCAUCCGGCCUUUCUAUCAGUGACCAGAGGAAGGACGAUGAAGGUUGAGACAUGUUCACCCCAUGUUCACCCAAAAUAUCUUACAAUGCUUUAUUAACCAUCCAUUAAUCAUCAAUAAAG
Trichomycterus rosablanca is the source of this 540-nucleotide messenger RNA. Its product is annotated as fatty acid-binding protein, brain-like. Gene Ontology annotation, biological process: fatty acid transport. The coding region runs from base 4 to 399 and encodes 131 amino acids. The record is from RefSeq and is a predicted model, not a curated record. Gene Ontology annotation, molecular function: fatty acid binding. The transcript is spliced from 4 exons. Gene Ontology annotation, cellular component: cytosol; nucleus. Lineage: Eukaryota; Metazoa; Chordata; Actinopteri; Siluriformes; Trichomycteridae.